GAGAGUCGCUCCGCGCACGGCGCACCGCACGCUCCGCACUCAUCACAUGACAGCGCAGUGAUCACAAGCGGCACAAACUACAACGGAGGGAUACUCAGAUCGUGUAUGAUCUGCAGAGGCUCCGAGUGACUUUUUAUUUUUUUUCCAAUACCAUUUCCACUUCGCUUCCACAGAGGAUUUACUUCUUUACGCGUUUUACCCGGUGUGAUCAAUAAUGCCAGCUGACACGAUGGAAAAGCAGACGGCAUCUCCGAUUGCCGGGGCUCCUGCAAACGGAUCUCAUACACCGGACAAACCGAAAAAUGCCAGCGAGCACAGAAAAUCGUCCAAACCGAUCAUGGAAAAACGCAGAAGAGCGAGAAUAAACGAAAGCCUUGGACAGCUCAAGACGCUCAUCCUGGACGCGCUGAAAAAAGAUAGCUCCAGACACUCCAAGUUGGAAAAAGCAGACAUCCUGGAGAUGACAGUGAAGCACUUGAGGAACCUGCAGCGCGUACAGAUGAGCGCAGCGCUCUCAGCGGAUGCCACAGUCCUGAGCAAAUACAGAGCCGGAUUCAACGAGUGCAUGAACGAGGUCACCCGCUUCCUGUCCACCUCCGAGGGGGUGAACACGGAGGUGAGGUCGAGGCUCCUCAACCACCUGUCCAGCUGCAUGAGCCAGAUGAUGUCCAUGAACUACCCGCAGCAGGCCCCGUCCCAGCAGGCGCACCUGGCCCAGCCGCUCCAUGUGCAGCUCCCAUCCACUCUGCCCAUCAGCGGAGCAGCUAUGGGCUCCAAGCUCAGUCCUGCCGAGGCAGUCUCCCCUAAAGUCUUCGGUGGGUUCCAGCUGGUGCCCGCGACCGAUGGACAGUUCGCUUUUUUGAUCCCCAACCCGGCCUUUGCCUCCGCCACAGCCCCUGUCAUCCCCCUUUACGCAAACGCAGGAGUGCCUGUCGCGGUUAACGCCAGUCCGGUUCACGGCAGCUCAGCACCGACUGCAGCAUCUCCAGUCCACGGCAUGACGUCCUUCUCCGGGGGGUCCCAGGCCGUCAGCCCGGUGGGGGUCAGCACUGGCUCCGAGAGCAGCGAGCCUGUGUGGCGGCCUUGGUAGUUUACGUGGCCCAGAGACUCAUGUGAAACCAGUUUGCAUUAUUUUUCCAGUUUAGACUUUUAACUGACUGCACACACAACUGUUGCGGGAGUUGAACCUGUGACUUUUCCGCUACGGGAUGGUAACUCUAACCACUGAAUGCCCCCCCAGUAGUUCUUGUUGUUUCGUUUUAUGGAACAGAAGUUGCCUUAAAUGGCUCAUGAUUUGUUUUUGUUUUUUUUAAUAAUUUAUUGUUGAUUCCAACAUUUGGAUGUCGGUGGUAAACAUGCAGAUGGAAGAUUUAUAGGAAAUUUUUGUUAUGAAGUACUUUUUAUGAAAAGGUUUAGUUUUGUACAGAGGUGUUAUUGUUUUACCAAAGCUGUGUUUUAUAUUCUUUGUUGAUUUCUGUUGAAAAGAAAAAGCUGAAGUUGGGUGGUGACCCAUUGUUUUAAUAAAUAAGAUUUCAUAAAGUCA
This is a messenger RNA of Stegastes partitus (bicolor damselfish), 1543 nucleotides long. RefSeq names its product hairy-related 9 (gene hes4). The coding region runs from base 215 to 1090 and encodes 291 amino acids. The record is from RefSeq and is a predicted model, not a curated record. Gene Ontology annotation, molecular function: DNA binding; protein dimerization activity. NCBI's taxonomy places the organism in Eukaryota, Metazoa, Chordata, Actinopteri, Pomacentridae. The transcript has 4 exons. Gene Ontology annotation, biological process: regulation of DNA-templated transcription.